This is a messenger RNA of Toxotes jaculatrix (banded archerfish), 3330 nucleotides long. It is a transcript of the gene abhd3, whose product is annotated as abhydrolase domain containing 3, phospholipase. The transcript is spliced from 9 exons. The record is from RefSeq and is a predicted model, not a curated record. Gene Ontology annotation, biological process: phosphatidylcholine metabolic process; medium-chain fatty acid catabolic process; medium-chain fatty acid biosynthetic process. Gene Ontology annotation, molecular function: glycerophospholipid phospholipase A1 activity; A2-type glycerophospholipase activity; monoacylglycerol lipase activity. The coding region runs from base 62 to 1300 and encodes 412 amino acids. Lineage: Eukaryota; Metazoa; Chordata; Actinopteri; Toxotidae.
GAAUCUCAACCGAGCUGGCCGCUGUCCUUGCAGUAACGGGGGGAAAAACAGGGACCUUGCAAUGAUCUCGCUGGACUUCAAUUUCAACAUUUUGACAAGGGACCUGUCACAUUAUCUGGAAAAUCAAGUGAAAGUUGGACUGUUCGGGUCGGGAGUAGGACUGUCUCUGGUGCUGGGCUUUAGCGCAGCGUACACCUGCUACUAUUUGAUUUCAGUAGCGAAGAAGCCACAGCUCAUCUCGGGGGGUAAGAAAUUCUACCAGUUUCUGAGGGAACAAUGUCCGGUGGUGUCAGAGACCUACUACCCCACCUUUUGGUGCUGGGAGAGCCGCAUCCAGACUCUCCUGAGACCCUUUGUCACAGCCAAACCCGGGGUCGUUUACAGAAAUGAGCUUAUUAAGGCAGCAGAUGGAGGACAGAUCUCUUUGGAUUGGUUUGACAACGACGACAGCCUCUCUCAUCCCGACCCUGCCACCAGGCCCACGGUGCUCCUUCUCCCCGGUCUGACCGGCACCAGCCGAGAGUCCUACAUCUUGCACAUGGUCCAACAGAGCCGGGAUCUGGGCUAUAGAUGUGUGGUAUUCAACAACAGAGGCGUUUCCGGUGAAACACUACUGACCCCGAGGACCUACUGUGCAGCCAACACAGAGGAUCUGGAGACUGUUAUUGAGCACAUCCAGAGGACCAGUGAAGCUGCUCCAAUCAUGGCUGCUGGAGUGUCCAUGGGCGGGAUGAUGCUGGCCAAUUAUUUGGGGCGCAAGGGCCGGGAAACCUGCCUGAAGGGUGUUGUGGUCUUCUCAGCAGGCUGGGAUGUAUUUGAGUGCACCGCUUCACUGGAAAAACCCCUGGACCGUUUCCUCUUCAACUCCUACCUCACCAGCUGCCUACAAGCCUCUGUGCACAGACACAGACCAGUGCUUGAAAAGUGUUACGACAUCGAUCAUGUCAUGAAGGCAAGGACCAUCCGAGAGUUCGACGAGCGGUUCACCUCCAUAAUGUUUGGUUAUCCUACCAAUGAUGACUACUACCGCGAUGCCAGUCCUGUCCACAGGCUGAAAUCUGUGCAGGUGCCAAUGCUGUGUCUGAAUGCUGCUGAUGACGUCUUCUCUCCGUCUCACGCCAUUCCAGUGGAGGCAGUGAAGCAGAAUCCCAACCUGGCCCUACUUAUUACCUGUCAUGGCGGCCAUAUUGGCUUCCUCGAGGGCCUGUGGCCUCGACAGAGCACUUAUAUGGACCGGGUCUUCAAGCAGUUUGCUAAGGCGGUCAUCGAACAAGGCAGCCGACUCAAAGACCUCUACUGAUAAGAGAACUUAACAAAGUGUUCCUCUAGUUUUACUUCCUUUCUCUUUCUUCUUUCUUUCCUUUCUUUCCUUUCAUCUUUGUCAUCCGUCUUUCCUUGCUGCAUUCCAUUCUUUAUUCCUUCCAUUUCUAAUUCCCACAUUCCUUUUAUCCAUUCCCUUGACCUUUUCCCUUCUCUUUCAUCCUUGCCUUCCACCUCUCCUUACCACAUUCCAUCCAUCUUUUAUUCCAUCCCUCUCUACCUAAUCCUGUCCUGCCUUUUUCCUUCCUUCCAUUGACUUUAUUUUAUCUUUGCCCUCCAUCCUUCCAUCCCAUUCUUCCUCCACAAGCAAAAAAAAUAUAUAUAAUUCUUUCUCAUCUGAAGGGCACAUCUUUUUGAAGGCAACAUAUGUGUUGCAUUCAAAAUUUCUUUAUUUAUUCCAUAGUUAACAAGCCAUUGUAUGUAAUCAUGCUCUCAAUGUUAUGCUUAUUAAAAAACAAGCAUAGCUGUCCAUGUCAGUGUUGAAAAGCUGAAUCUGUGUCCAUCUGGUUUAGUUGCAUUACCACAAAAAAAAGCUAAAAAAAAAAAUCUGCGAUUACCUUGUGCAAUCAUUUUCUUUUUAAGUUAACACAAGUACUGUACAUGAAAAUCCAAUCAUUUUAUAUUAAUUAAUUAAUAUUCAUGAAGCGUCCUUUAGUAUAUACAUCAGUAGGAUUUUAGCCCUCAGGGAUUUUCUUUAUUUACUCAUCCUUCUUUCCUUCCUGUCUGAUGUUGUUUUGUCUGUCAUUCUCCUUUUGUUUUUAUUUUCCUCAUUUCAAGGUUGAUGUUUCUUGCCAGUUGACAUACAGUAGUUUCUUUUCUUUAAAGGAAUAGUUUGACAUUUUGCAAAAUACUUCUUUUUUGGUUUCUUGACAAGAAUAAGAUGAGAAGAUUGAUACUGCUUUCAUGUCAGCCCCUUAGCUUAGCUUAGCAUAAAGACUGGAACCAGGAAGAUAGAGCUACCUUCCAAAGGGGAAAUAAAAAAAUCUUCCUACCAGAGCUUAUAGGUUGGUGUUGUCACUGUUGGACAGAGCUAGGCUAACUGUUUUCCACUGCUUCCAGUCAUUAUGCUAAGCUAAGCUAAACAUAUGCUUCAUAAUUAACACCCAGGCAGGAGAUUUGUGUCAAUCUUCUCAUUUUACUCUUGGCAAGAUGGCGAAUGAGCAUGUUUCCCCAAAAUGUUGAACUAUUUCCUUCCGUAACCUUUUGCAUGCACUUUUCACACAUUCUACCUUUACGUGCACCAAAUAGUUCUACAAAUGUAUAAUAUGGAGAAUAAUUCAUUAAUGACGAGGAAUGUGAAAUUGCACUAUUUUAGUUGAAACUACCAUGCCUCUAAUUCCUUACUGCAAGGCACUUCAUUUCAUUUGAUAUAUGAAAGUAUAUCCCAAAGGCUGAACAGAGAAGUAUAUAAAGUCCAUGAGGUUUUCUGCGUGAAGGUGUUGGUGGUUAGUUCUGUUAGUUAGUCUGAGGGUGCUCGAUACAGUGAUGUGAAUGAAGUAACGCACAUAGGAAGACAGAGAGCGUAUAUGUGGGCUGUUCAAAGAUGGAUGUUGCUUUACAAGAUGCAUAGUAUCGUUAAUGGAACCUGGUUGUCAGUCUUCUUCUUCUUGUUUUUGUUUUGCCAACAAUGAUCAAGCGGCUGGCUACCGUGUUUGAGUUGGCAUCGAUGAAACAAGCAGAUCUGACUGGCGGCCAGGCUUUCAGUGAUGCACUGCAUGAGGGAUUUUGACUUCCUGUUCCUGUGGAAUUUUGGUGUCCGUUUGUUCUGCCAAGUGUCCAUUGAGUGUCUCAUCGGCGUCAUCAUGUCCUGAACCUUAACAUCACCUUGUAAUCUGUAGCACAAAGGACAUGUUUGUGUUUUUUCAUAGGAUGCUGCAUUUCAUUUUGUACACUACAUAAAAAAGAAAAAAAAAACAUUCUGUUUAACAUGUGCAGCAAUAAGAUUUUAAAAUAAAGAAGUGUCUCUAUAGUAUAAGUACUAGUAUAUGCACAUUAUCAACAUGAGUGUAA